AUGUACCGGCUCCUGUCAGCAGCGACCCUCGGGGGCCGAGCCUGGAGCUCCGGGCGGCGGCAGGCCCACCGGCGGGCCGGGCUGCCCCCGCUGGGCCCCGGCUGGGCCGGCGGCCUGGGGCUGGGGCUGGGGCUGGCGCUCGGGGCGAAGCUGGCGGGCGGGCUGAGGGGCGCGGGCCCCGCGCAGCCCCCCGAGGCCCCGGACCCCGACGCGUCGCCUCAGGCCGACGCCCCGCAGGAGCAGCCCCUCUCCCCCUGGGCUCCGCAGACGCCGGCGCCGACCCCUCCCCGGUGCUUCGCCAGAGCCAUUGAGAGCAGCCGGGAUCUGCUGCACAGGAUCAAGGAUGAGGUGGGCGCACCGGGCAUAGUGAUUGGAGUUUCUGUAGAUGGAAAAGAAGUCUGGUCAGAAGGUUUGGGUUAUGCCGAUGUUGAGAACCGUGUGCCAUGCAAGCCAGAGACGGUCAUGAGAAUCGCCAGCAUCAGCAAAAGCCUCACCAUGGUUGCUCUUGCCAAACUCUGGGAAGCCGGGAAACUGGAUCUUGAUAUUCCAGUGCAACAUUAUGUUCCUGAAUUCCCUGAGAAGGAAUAUGAAGGUGAAAAGGUUUCUGUCACAACAAGAUUACUGAUUUCCCAUUUAAGUGGAAUUCGUCAUUAUGAAAAGGACAUGAAAAAGGUGAAAGAAGAAAAAGCUUACAAAGCCUUGAAGAUGAUCAAGGAUACAGUCAUCUCUGACCACGAAAGAGAACUGAAAGAAAAAGGAGACAAAAAUAAUGAAAAAAAUUAUUUUGCAAAACCUAAAACAGAGCAAGACCCUGAAGCCAAAAGCCGGAAUUCAAAACCUGGCAAAAAAAAGAAUGAUUUCGAACAAGGCGAAUUAUAUUUGAAAGAAAAAUUUGAAAAUUCUAUUGAAUCCCUAAGAUUAUUUAAAAACGAUCCUUUGUUCUUUAAACCUGGUAGUCAGUUUUUAUAUUCAACUUUUGGCUAUACACUGCUGGCAGCCAUAGUAGAAAGAGCUUCAGGAUAUAAAUAUUUAGACUAUAUGCAGAAAAUAUUCCAAGACUUGGAUAUGCUGGCGACUGUGCAGGAAGAAAACGAGCCAGUGAUUUACAACAGAGCAAGAUUUUAUGUUUACAAUAAAAAGAAACGUCUUGUCAACACACCGUAUGUGGAUAACUCCUAUAAGUGGGCUGGUGGUGGAUUUCUGUCAACAGUAGGUGACCUUCUGAAGUUUGGGAAUGCGAUGCUCUAUGGCUACCAAGUCGGGCAGUUUAAGAAUUCACAGAAAAACCUUCUACCUGGAUAUCUCAAACCGGAAACUAUGGUCAUGAUGUGGACGCCAGUCCCUAACACGGAGAUGUCCUGGGACAGAGAGGGUAAAUAUGCCAUGGCGUGGGGUGUUGUGGAAAAGAAGCAGACCUACGGUUCUUGUAGGAAGCAGCGGCACUACGCCUCGCACACAGGGGGCGCCGUGGGUGCCAGCAGUGUCCUGCUGGUGCUCCCUGAAGAGCUGGAUGCAGAGGAGAUGGCCGGCAAGGUGCCCCCCAGGGGAGUAGUUGUCUCCAUCAUAUGUAACAUGCAGUCUGUUGGUCUCAACGGUACUGCUUUAAAGAUUGCCCUGGAAUUUGAUAAAGACCGAUCAGAUUGAGAACAGUAUUUUAAGAAAUGAGCUAUUUGGGGCUUUUUAAACAUUUUUUUUCUUUUUGGAAACAUAAAAGUUCCAAAGUACUUGAGAUUUUUAAAGAAUAAAUUUGUAAUAGAAUAUAUAAUUGAAUGCACAGAAUUAUGUACCUCUAAUUGCUUACUUUUGUAACCAUCUUUUUACUGUAGAAUUAAUUCUUUACACUCAGGGAAGUAACUAUAUUGUUUUUAACUUUUGGAAAAAAGUAUUAUAGAAAUAAAAUAUUCUGGUAAAAAUA
Molecule: messenger RNA, 1915 nt
Organism: Ochotona curzoniae (black-lipped pika)
Lineage: Eukaryota; Metazoa; Chordata; Mammalia; Lagomorpha; Ochotonidae
Gene: LACTB
Product: lactamase beta
Exons: 6
Coding region: 1-1644 (547 amino acids)
Source: RefSeq, a predicted model, not a curated record